Wyeomyia smithii (pitcher-plant mosquito) is the source of this 707-nucleotide messenger RNA. Its product is annotated as 40S ribosomal protein S14. Gene Ontology annotation, molecular function: small ribosomal subunit rRNA binding; mRNA 5'-UTR binding; structural constituent of ribosome. Lineage: Eukaryota; Metazoa; Arthropoda; Insecta; Diptera; Culicidae. The record is from RefSeq and is a predicted model, not a curated record. The transcript is spliced from 3 exons. Gene Ontology annotation, biological process: ribosomal small subunit assembly; translation; maturation of SSU-rRNA from tricistronic rRNA transcript (SSU-rRNA, 5.8S rRNA, LSU-rRNA). The coding region runs from base 132 to 587 and encodes 151 amino acids. Gene Ontology annotation, cellular component: cytosolic small ribosomal subunit; ribosome.
CCGCUGCACUAACAAGCUGCUUUGACAGUUAUGACAGCGUGAAAGGCCCGUUCUCAAAUGUCACACAGCGCAGAGCCUUUUCUAGACUUCCGUUUCUCCAAAGCAAAACAGAGAAAUUAUUAGCUACAAAGAUGCCACCACGUAAGAACAAAACCGUCAAGGAAGAGGUGCAAGUUUCGCUAGGCCCGCAGGUCCGCGAAGGUGAGGUGGUGUUCGGAGUCGCUCACAUCUACGCCAGCUUCAACGACACUUUCGUGCACGUAACUGAUUUGUCCGGCAAGGAAACCAUCUCCCGGGUGACGGGUGGUAUGAAGGUGAAGGCCGAUCGUGACGAAGCGUCCCCGUACGCUGCUAUGUUGGCCGCUCAGGAUGUGGCUGAAAAAUGCAAAUCUCUGGGUAUUACGGCGCUGCACAUUAAGCUCCGUGCGACCGGUGGUAACCGAACUAAGACCCCGGGACCUGGUGCCCAGUCGGCGCUCCGUGCGUUGGCUCGUUCGUCGAUGAAGAUUGGUCGCAUCGAGGAUGUCACGCCGAUCCCGUCGGAUUCCACCCGCCGGAAGGGAGGUCGCCGUGGUCGUCGUCUGUAAGGCGCUGCUGUUUUUUUCGUUCCGUUUACCUUGCGAGAAUUCCAUUGGAAAUGUGUUUUCAUUUUGCUGCGGCGUAUGAAACUCAUGGGAGAAUAAAUAUUACACAGUGAAAAGAUCGAA